Molecule: messenger RNA, 643 nt
Organism: Caretta caretta (loggerhead turtle)
Lineage: Eukaryota; Metazoa; Chordata; Testudines; Cheloniidae
Gene: RBP2
Product: retinol binding protein 2
Molecular function (GO): lipid binding
Source: RefSeq, a predicted model, not a curated record
AGAACUUGCUUCCAGGCUCAGCAUUUGAUCUGCCCUUCUUAGCCAGCAUGCCUGCUGAUUACAAUGGAACGUGGGAAAUGGAAUCCAAUGAAAACUUCGACGGUUACAUGGUUGCCUUAGGCAUUGAUUUUGCCACUCGUAAGAUUGCAGGACACUUGAAACAAACGAAAGAAAUUAUUCAAGAUGGAGUCAAUUUUAAGACAAAAACACUGAGCACUUUAAGAAACUAUGAACUGAAUUACUCUGUGGGAGUGGCAUUUGAAGAAUACACCAAGGGGCUUGACAACCGAGUUGUGCAGACGCUCGUGAUUUGGGAUGGUGAUAAAUUAGUAUGUGUCCAGAAGGGAGAGAAGAAAAACAGAGGCUGGACACAUUGGAUUGAAGGGGAGAGACUGCAUUUGGAGCUGACAUGUGAAGACCAGGUGUGCCAUCAAGUAUUUAAGAAGAAAAAGUAAGCUAACCAGAAAGUCCAACCGGUUCCACGCUGUGCUAUUAUGCUAUUUGGGUUUUUUAAAAGCUAUGUAAUGCCUGCUUGACACUGCCAUGUAAGUGCAUUUCUGUGCACUGUUAACUAAGGCAAACACAUCCUUUAACACUAACAUUGAAACACUUCUGCAUGUUUUAAGGUCUCUUGCCUUUCAAU